Lasiodiplodia theobromae is the source of this 4971-nucleotide messenger RNA. RefSeq lists its product as uncharacterized. The record is from RefSeq and is a predicted model, not a curated record. Gene Ontology annotation, molecular function: kinase activity; monoacylglycerol lipase activity. Lineage: Eukaryota; Fungi; Ascomycota; Dothideomycetes; Botryosphaeriales; Botryosphaeriaceae. Bases 1 to 4971 code for a protein of 1656 amino acids. The transcript has 3 exons.
AUGGCCUCCCCGCAGUCCAAAGGUGAAGCCCCCUCCUUCGGCCAGAUUCCCACCGCGAACCUCAUCGGCUGCGUGAAAUCUGCCGACGGCUUCACCCUCCUCCAUGUAGAACCGGACUCUGAAACUCCCUCGUUCAAGGCCUCGCCCGCCGAGACGCUGCCUCCCGACUUCACUGACCGCUACCUCAUCCACCGACCGAUCGAUGCCCACGUCCACGUUAUCAUCUCCAUCCUGUCUGGCAGCUGCCUCGCCGAGAGAUUCUACCAGAAGGCUCUCGAGCCUCUUCUCGAUGCCGUCGGACUACAGCGGGGCGCCGAUUACACCGUUCACCGUACCACAUCUGCGACUACUGUCUUAGAGCUCACGCGCGACAUAUUCCUGCCUCGGGCGAACAGUGGCGCACACCAACGAAUAAUACUGCUUUCGGGCGAUGGCGGUGUCGUCGACGUUGUGAACGGGUUGCUCUCGGGCUCAAGGACCGCCUCAUUCGUUGCGCCGUCCAUUGCCCUUGUUCCCAUGGGCACAGGAAAUGCGCUUGCUCACUCCUCGGGUAUCACAGCCGACAACACAAUGGGUCUGGCUACGCUUGCGCGCGGGUCGCCGGUGAGGCUGCCUCUGCUCAAAGCGCGCUUCUCACCUGGCGCCAGGCUCCUGGUUGAGGAAGGCAGCAAGAAAGAAGCGCUGCCGCAGACCACGAGCGAGAGCUCUGAGCCUGUAAUGUACGGCGCCGUCGUUUGCAGCUGGGCUAUGCAUGCCGGUCUGGUGGCCGACAGCGACACGACCGAAUACCGCAAGUACGGCGUAGAGAGGUUCAAGAUGGCUGCCAAAGAAGCGCUAUACCCAGCCGGCGGCUCCGAGCCUCACAGGUACCGCGCAAAGAUAUCGCUGCUGCGCAACAAGCACGGGCAGGCUAGCUGGGAGGCAGUCGGCCGACAGGAACACGCCUAUGUGCUCGCGACGCUGGUGUCGAACCUGGAAAAGACAUUCAACAUUUCGCCGCAGACGCGAUCGCUGGACGGCCAUCUCCGUCUUGUGCACUUUGGGCCAAUGCCGAGCGACGAAAUCAUGCGCGUCAUGGGGCUGGCGUAUCAGAAAGGGAAGCAUGUGGACGAGCCCGCAGUGGACUACGACGACAUUGAGGGCAUCCGCAUUGAGUUUAUGGAGAGCGAGGACCGAUGGCGGCGAGUGUGCGUUGACGGUAAGAUUGUGCUGGUUGAGGAGGGGGGCUGGGUGGAAGCGCGCCGGGUAGAGAGCGACCAGGAGCAGGUGGUAGAGCUCCUUGCCCAGGUCCCCGACCGCAACACGUCCCGACCAGCCUCGCCCUUCCUCCAGUGGACGACAUCGAGGAAGGACAGGCUGCUCCACGAGCGCACCGCGCGCAGCAUGUUGCUCGUCCACCAAGCGGGCAGUGUCAAAGUGGGCGAGAUAGUCCGCUACACCCUCACCUAUACCCCAGUAAACGACCGCAUCCUCCCAAGCCCCACGCACCUCCACCUCAAGAUCAAGAACUCGUCCGCAAUCCCGCUGCGCGCCGCCUACCUCCACGGGCCCUACACUCUCCAUGUCGCCGCGUACCCCUCGACCUUCAAUCCGAACCACAAAGUCGAGAACCCGAAGAAGGAGGGCAUCCCGGACUUCGAGCCCAACCUCAAGGCCGGUGGCUCCUGGGGCACGCGCCUGCUCGUGCCCGACCACAUCCGUGAGUCUGGCAGCGUGCAGCGCGGCGCCGAUGGCGAGCCCCGGAGCGUCACCUGGAUCAUAGAAAUCACUUCGCAGAUCCUCUUCUCCAACAGCGCAUCUGUGAGCUUCGAGCUACUGGUCGGCCGAGACGAGCGGAGUUUGGACUACGGCUUCGCCGCCGUUGCGGGACAAGGCCAAGGUGGCCCGGGUCAGGUUGAGGAUCACCAGCAGGGCAAAAGGCACGAGGGGCGCCAUCCGGCCCAGCCGAAGGGCGUCUAUUCCAGAGCCAUCCGUUUGGUUGUCGAUGACACGACUAGCCUGUGGGACAAGCCGGCGCUGCCGGAAUGGGAGUGUGACAGCGGCAAGUCUCGGACCUCGAGGGACGGAAGUGACGUCCAUCCGAAAGAUGCGACCAAGGUCAAGAGACGGCAGAACAUCCAUGUCGUCAUCGUCACCCAUGGUCUGCACAGUAACCUGGGGGCGGACAUGCUCUACCUGAAAGAGAGCAUUGAUGCCGCUGCGAAACAAGCAAGGGAGGAGGCGCGCAAGCGGAGGAGAGCGACUCGAAACGGCGACUCAUCCAAAGCAUCCCCAACUCCCGGGACCCAGGCAGACGGAGGCGAUCUGCAAGACAGCUCGACUGCCCCUCUUUCUGGCGGCCAGGAAGAUCUUCCCGAGGAGAGCGCUGAAGAUGACGACCCUGAUGAGGAACAAGUUGUUGUUCGAGGAUUCGCUGGCAAUGCCGUUCGUACGGAGCGGGGCAUUCAGUAUCUGGGCAAAAGGCUUGCCAAAUACAUUCUGGGCCUAACAUACCCGGACCAGCCCUAUCUUCCCGUAAAGAAGAGUAUGAAGCACAAGAUGUCCAGCACGUUCUCGGCCUCGAAGGCUCCAGCUGAUGAGGGCAUACCAGCACACUCCGGGAGCACUGUGCAACAUCAACAUCAUCAUCCCAAGCAUGACGACCGAGCUUACAAGUUCACAAGUAUCAGUUUCGUCGGGCACUCGCUCGGAGGUCUCGUGCAAACCUAUGCUAUAGCAUAUAUACACAAACAUUCUCCCGAAUUCUUCCAUAACAUCAAGCCUGUCAACUUCAUCUGUAUGGCUUCGCCGCUACUAGGACUGAGCAAUGAGAAUCCAAUGUACGUCAAGUUCGCUCUCGACUUUGGCCUCGUUGGCCGCACAGGACAAGACCUGGGACUCACUUGGAGGGCCCCAACUAUUGCGCGAGGUAGCUGGGCAGCCAUGGUCAGCGGUUUUGGUACCGCCCAAAAGGAGACAAAACCCGAGGACCCCGGUGCCAAACCUCUGUUGCGCAUUCUUCCUACUGGCCCCGCCCAUCAGGUUCUGAGGAUGUUUCGAAAUCGCACUGUAUAUUCAAAUGUUGUGAAUGACGGAAUAGUGCCUCUCCGGACGAGCUGCCUGCUCUUCCUUGACUGGAAAGGUCUUGGCAGGGUGGAGAAGGCUAGAAGAGAAAAUGGCUUGGUCGGCACACUGGCAAGCUGGGGUUUCGCAGAGUUGACUGGCCAGAACUCGUCCCCAAAUCCGUCAAGAUUGGCAUUCGACCGGGAUGAGGACGACAGCGGAACCAGCACUCCGAUUGGUGGUAACAACGACGCAACUGUGCCGCAACCCGCCGAAGAUGCUGUCAAUCAAGACCAGACGGCGACUACUACUGGCGAACCGCAGGCAAACCAGUUCCUGUCCGAACAACAGAUGCAAGCUGUCCAAGAGGCAACCUCACCCUCAUCUCCUCGCAAAGCAAGUGCGCCUAGCACUUCAACAGCGAAGACUCCCGGCGCGUCGAACCCUUUUAGUGGAUUCAUAAGCUAUCUUAAAGGCGCGACUACGACACCGAAGGAUAAGAAAAUGUUCAAGAGAAGCCAGACAGUACAACAGAUACCAGAAUCAAGCCCGACGUUGGACACGGCGGAAUCAUCGCAGCCUUCACACGGGCGGCCUCUUGCUUCCAGAGGGGACUCCACUAUCAACAACGAGCUCGCUCCUCCGAAAACCACAAUCUUUGAAUCAGCCGGUGAUAUUCUUAACCCUCCAAUCCCACCGAUUGACUGGAUAAUCGAUCCUUCUACCCGCUCUCGGACCAUCUUCCACGACCGUAUCUAUCAUCCGGAGGACAUCCCCGCUCCGCCAGUGAAGAGGCCCAAGGGUUUAGCACGGUCCUUUUCCUCCGAUCACAGCAUCACCAGUGUUUCGACGACCGAUUCGACCGAAUCAAGCAGUGGGAUGCGGGUGGAAGAGAAGAUUGCGCGGUCAUACCACAAAGAUCUUUCGUGGCGCAAGGUGCUCGUACGACUGGAGCCUGAUGCACACAACAAUAUUGUGGUACGGCGGAUGUUUGCAAAUGCAUAUGGGUGGCCUGUUAUCAAGCAUUUGUGUGAUACUCAUUUUGCAGAUACUUACGCCGCACGCACACGUGACGAGAGAGAACCUGCCAUUGACCGAGCACAGCGGACAACUGCUGUCAUCACUUCGGACGGGGAGGAAGUGGAGGGCCAGCGCGCCAAGGGGCCCCCACCUGUCUCGCCUUCGGAGAUGCGUGAAGCUUCUGACGAGCUUGCUCCCUUACGGGACGACAGCAUUGCGAGUGAGGGCGCUGGUAGUUCUAGCCAACAUCACCACGACCAUUUGCAUUCGUCCCACACCGGUGGCAAGACAUUGCGUCGAGAGGACAGCUCCCUUUGGGACGACACUUAUUUCGAGGGCACCGAAGACGAGUCGGACGUCGACGAUGACGAGGCGCAGGACAACCGAGGCUACUUCCAGCGCUUCCUCUCGCCAGCGCCGCAAGGCAAGAACCGGAAGAAGCCAGCACCCACCAGUGCCCCGGAUCCAGCCAGAAGAAACAGCGAAGACCGUUCUCAAGCGGGGACGAGCUCCGCUGACAUCGCAAGCUUCCUGGAAGCAAAGGCGCCGACUUCCGAAGUCGUCGUUGAGGGGCACAGGGGGCUUAGUCCGGUCAUCACUCCGAAGGAGAGGCCCAUGAGCUCGGGGUCUGUCGACAAGGGAAAGACCGCUGCGACCGGUCCUUCCACACAUUCGGCACCUCAUCCGGAAGACGUGCCAUUACCAAGCCCAUCCGGGACCACGAUCGCCCCAGGUGUAGUUGCUGAAGUAGGAUUGCGGAAGAGCAUUGAGGAGCAGAUGGGCAGCCCAACAGCAGCAGUAGUAGACAGACGCGGUAGUGAUGCAGCAGGCACUGCCAGUGUUACAGAAGAAGUCGCAAAGGCGUUGGUUGUCGCCGGAUCUUCCGAACAACCGCAGCAACAGUCAUGA